AUGAGGAUUCGUUGCCGGGCAGAGUGUGAGGAAAACAGGCAACAAGAACCGGAUGGAGGAGAUAGAAAGUCGCCCCUCGGAGCAUUUCAUGCGAGGGCGAUCAGGGACCAUCGCGGGCCCCUCUUUUUGGGCAUGGUUGGAGGCAGCCGAGCGCCGGGACGGUGGGGUCUGGCACCACAGUUGUUGGCCCACGAGGAGGGUCUUGUUCGUGGGGCCGUUCUUUUGUUCUCCGUCGUUGGCUCAUGA
Gaeumannomyces tritici R3-111a-1 is the source of this 246-nucleotide messenger RNA. RefSeq lists its product as hypothetical. NCBI's taxonomy places the organism in Eukaryota, Fungi, Ascomycota, Sordariomycetes, Magnaporthales, Magnaporthaceae. The transcript has a single exon. The record is from RefSeq and is a predicted model, not a curated record. The coding region runs from base 1 to 246 and encodes 81 amino acids.